Porites evermanni is the source of this 14556-nucleotide messenger RNA. NCBI's taxonomy places the organism in Eukaryota, Metazoa, Cnidaria, Anthozoa, Scleractinia, Poritidae. The record is from the annotation of a GenBank genome assembly.
AUGCAUUAUUUUGCAAGCAUUUGGACUGUGGUUGUUUUUUUAAUUCUACUGAAAAACGCAGGUAAGCCGUACAGCCUAUAUGUUAACUUGACUGUAUGCAGUCCACAAUUUUUUUUAGUGUAGUAUAUAUUACAAUGUCAACGACCGCUAGAACUGACUAGAACUGAAUUGACAAGUGAGACUUAGAUAGCACGAAUACGAAUUUCGAACCAUGCGUGAUCCCAGCACUCGCCGCUCAUAAAGACAUUUUAGGCACACGAUUGUUGUACAUAUAUUUUUAACUACACUGUAAGACAAACGGAGUGGUCUUUAAAGCUGUUACUCUUGACUUCCAAAGAGUAAAGUAGUUUAAUGCGAGACUACAGAAAUUUGUUCAUCAUACAGGGGCGGAUCCAGGAUUUUAUUUAGGAGGGGGUGCACUCGUCUCUUGCUCCACUUCAACACCAAUAAACCACAUAGUUUUUUUUGCAGAAUACCAGUUGUAUUAGAAAACCGCAGGUCAUCUCAGGGAGGGGGGGGGGGUGCGCACCCCCUGCACCCUCCCCCUAGAUCCGCCCCUGUCAUAAAUAGUCUAAGUCCAACGAAGGGUGUUUAAUUUCGAGAACGCACUCACAAACGUAUCAGGGUUCAUUUACGGCCUUUCUGCGGACUACAAGUCAAAGAUCGCAAACGACCAUAGCAUUGGAUUGACCCUUUCACUUAUAAUAGUAGGCGAAGUUAAAUUGAAACAAUGUUUUUGUAAAAACCUAAGAUUUAAAUAGUACUAUGUAAACGUUCUCCCAAAGAGGUUUCAUAUACAUUUGAAUGGUAACACCACAGGAUUCCAUCCACAGCAUCAAAAGUUAGAGUUACAUACUAAAGAAAUAAUACCAUGAGGAAAUACUGCUGAAGAGGUUUCAUUUGAAUGGUCACACCAUAGGAUUUCAUCCACAGACUCAAAAGUUAGAGCUACAUACUAAAUAAAUAAUAUCACGUGAAAGUACUGCUGAAGAGGUUUCAUUUAGAUGUGACACCAUAGGAUUUCAUCCAUAGAAUCAAAAGUUAGAUUCUACAUAAUAUACUGAAUAGUACCAUGUGAAAAGUACCACUGUAACUCGGUUAUGAUGUAAGUUUUUGUAGAAUUUACCGAUGUCGUAUAUUCUUAUUUCACAAUGUCUCCUAGUCGAAAGCCUAUUCAAAGUAGUAUAGAAUGAGCGCAUGGCUUCACCUGGGUUGCCAUUAAAAAUACAUGUUCUAUAUUCUUUGCAGGAAGUGAAACUCUAAAGGCGUCUAAAAAGGUAAGCCGAGCGGGGAACUGGUAUGACUUAUGUCCGCAAAGGCUCUAUGGAUCGUUUGGAGAGACAGCAAAAACGUGGCGGACAGCAGCAAGCCAUCUGUUAAAAGACGCUGUCAAGGUCCCAAAAACUCAUGCGUGUUGCAUCAGGGUCCGUCUUAAGAAUCCUGUAAUAGUCGAAGAAUUAGUUGCAUUUUUGAAACUUUUAUUUGCAUUUUGAAACGGAGCACUUGUAGUGCGCCAUGUGCUGUCCUUCCAAACGAUCCCAAGAAGCUUUGGGGUCUCAUAUCGUACCCAGUUUUUAACUCGUUUAGAACAUGUAGCAGUGCGUCUUUUGAAUGAGAUAGCUGUUCGAACAAGACUUAAUUCGCCUAAAAAUUAAUUAUAAUGUUACUAGGUAAUACGUUAAGUUGGCAUCGAGAACAUAAAGAAAUUUGGAUCCACUAAGCCAUCAAUUCAAUGCAAUUCAAAUUAUUUGCAUUUCCAUAUGAAUAGAUGGCAUUGCCGAUGACAAUAUUCGUUGCAUGAAAGUAAAAGAGAAGAUAAUAACAAUAAUAACAAAAAGUAAUCAGUACUGAAAACUUAAAUUACAUACCAAAUUUCUAUUUAUAUGGCGACUACGUUUAAUGAUCUAUUUGCCCGUUUUUCGGUGGUCAGAAAGAUAAAGUGGCCAAGUUUUUUUGCAAACAGAAGGGUAUAUACUAUUAAAGAGAAAUAGUGUCAUAUCAGUUGAUCGAGUGAAAAUGAGGAUAUUUUUGACUUAUAGAAUCCAAAAUUAUAUCAUUGGUCUCUGAAAACACAUCUGCUGUUGUUUUCAGGGCUAGGGGGAUUGUUUGGGUCAUCAGUUUAAAUCUAUUAUUUCGUUAGCUAAUUAAACUACUCGUUCAGAGAGCUUAGUGGUUCCCCGAAAUGAAAACUUCAUUGGCUUCUUAGAGCUUUUUCUCGCGCUUAAAGGAGCUCUGUCACGAUCAUUCAACAGAAACAAAAUAAUCAUAGAAAGUAUAAAUAACACCGCAAAUACGAAAGGAAGCCUGGAUGGACAAACCUGAAGAAGAUUGAAACGGAUUGCAUUUGUAAUUGUUGAAAACUUGUUAACCUAAUAGUUUUUCGAAGUUUGUUUCUGUUGUUUGUAACGUUCGAUAUAUAGAGGAUAUUACACGUUGGCUCGAAGAUAUGAAUUUUAUGUUCUCGUGGCAAGAACAAUAUCUCACGAGUGAGCGAAGCGAACGAGUGAGAUAUUGUUCUUGCCACUCGAACAUAAAAUUCAUAUCUUCGAGCCAACGUGUAAUGUUCUUUUUAUUAUAUGGAGAAACCAAUUCAACAAAAGCAAAAGGCGGGAAUCGUGACGUCAUUGAACGAUACGACACUCACAAAGGUGACAUACGGAAAAUACGCCACUCGGGUCCCGGAUGAAGUGGCGUAUGGAAUCUACGAGUGGUUUAGUUCCCGGUAAAACACUCUCCUCCAUAUAAUAAAAUGCUUUAUAUAACACGAAGCUGUGAUUUUGUCAUUCGAAAGUGAUUUCCAAAGUUCCAUAAAGAAUAAGGACGCGUAAUUGGUAUUAUUAUAUGGAGGAGAGUGUUUUACCGGGAACUAAACCACUCGUAGAUUCCAUACGCCACUUCAUCCGGGACCCGAGUGGCGUAUUUUCCGUAUGUCACCUUUGUGAGUGUCGUAUCGUUCAAUGACGUCACGAUUCCCGCCUUUUGCUUUUGUUGAAUUGGUUUCUCCAUAUAAUAAAAAGAACAUUAUACGUUGGCUCGAAGAUAUGAAUUUUAUGUUCUCGUGGCAAGAACAAUAUCUCACGAGUGAGCGAAGCGAACGAGUGAGAUAUUGUUCUUGCCACGAGAACAUAAAAUUCAUAUCUUCUCGCCACCGUGUAAUAUCCUCUAUUUAUCAUUCGAUGUAAAUUUUUCUUCCUUUUCAUUGACCGAAAUCCCACCACGUGACUUGCAAAUAACUGCUUACAGAUAACGGUCUGCUCAUGCUACUCAAUGGUCUGCUCAAUGUCGUCCAACUUUGUUUGUCUGCAAAUAAUAUUCUGCUCAUGCGUAAACGAAACCACGCUUGCGAUGGCUCUUGCGUGAAAAAAGGCAGAUCGCCUCGCUUCUCGAAGAUAUUCAUUAGAAAACAAACUUGGUGAUCGAAUGAUAAAACAAUUAUUAAACUCGGCUAUCGAAAAAUAUCCUGAUUUGUCAGAUCACGAUAUUUUAUAUCAUUAUAUUUCAGACAAAUCACGAUAUUUUGCUCAACCUCGUCAAUAAUUGUUGAUUAUUAACAAAUGAAGUUGUCAGGCCCUUCAAAACCAACCCCUACACCAGAACCCCCGAUUGAUGAAAUGGCAAUGAUAAUCAAGCUGCUUUAAGUGCCGUCAGCAUUGAAGCAGUUCAGUAGCAUUGUAGUUAGCAUUGCAGUGACAACCGAAAUCAAUUUCGAUCGUGAAGUUUAAUUUUAUUUACUUUUUUUUACUUAUUUCUCCUCAGAAUCUUCAUCAUUACAUGACCAAGAGAGAAGUAGAGUAUUUAUUUGGCGUCAAAGAUCAUUCUGAAAGUAAGCGAUGUUUGGAACCUAUUAGGUAGCGCUAUCAGGAGCUCAUUAUCCUAGAGAGUUCAUCGGUUACAAUAAGUGUGGCAGCGCGUUGGACGUUCAUCUAUAUUUAGAUUUCUUUUCCUCCUAUAUAUAGAGCGUUUUCACUCACGAGGUCAAAAGCUAUGCAAAUUUAUUGGAACAAAAGAACAUUUUUACAUAACAAAAAUUUCCAACUGCCACAGGACUGGUUUGGAACACCAACAUGGCCGCCGUUUCAUCGUUAUCAAGCACCAAUAUGGUGAACGUGACGUCAUGUGAAAACGCUCUAUUUGCUUUGUUCACAAACGUACACGCAAUGGAAUAUGACUACAUUUGUAGAAGAUUAGAAAAAGACCUGGGCCCAGUUGUUCGAAGGCCGAUUAGUGCUUAACCCGGGGUUAAAUUUAACCCGGGUUUCUCUUUCUUGUGUCCAAAGCAUUUUCUCGGAUAAUUUUCUCUGUUAUAUUUAGAGCUUUCAAUCGUCAACUUGUAGACAAAAAGAAUGAAAACUGAAAUACUUUUUAAGCUUUCAAAUCUGAAUUCAAAUCUCGCACUAACCCUGGGUUAUCUUAACCCGGCUUUGAACAACUCGGCCCUGGGCCAGGUUGCAUAAAACCUUCUUAAGAUAAGAGAGCACUUAACUUUUGUUCUGGAACAAUAACCUAUUGUUUUGAAAUAAUAGUUACGAGUUCUCUUAAUCUUAAGAUGUGUUUUGCAACCCGACCCUGGCGUCUUGUUCUUCGAACAACUUAGCUCUCUCUGCUUAACCCUUUAAACGCUAAAAUUAAAAUUAACAUUCUCCUUUGUCGCCCCUAUUCAUUUACUAUAGAAUUAGUGGGGAGAAGUUGAUAAAAUAUCAAGCAAACACAUUCUCUGUUAUCAUGUCCUUAAUUCUCAUGACCACUCUGUUUUACAAAGCAUUGCUAUAACAAGGAGAAAUUUGAUGCUGAUCUCUGGUUUAACAUCCACCUUUCCUGGAAAUCCUGCUCUGCUCAGAUGGCUGAGAGCACUAAAGAUGAAUCUACAAAUGAUCUAUUAAUCUAACACAUUGUAACCUAAGCCUAAUGUGACAAAUGGACGCUCGGAGUUGUUUGGCCCCUACGCUCGCAAGCUCGCACGAUGCUGGGCCUACUCUAUCCAACUGUUUUUGUAAAUGGGUAAGGGCUGGAUGGAUUUGCUUCCCGUUCUGGGGGAUGGGGUUGGUAGAAAUUUUCCUAGUUUCUUGAUGCCAUGGAAACCUGGAUAAGCUCCAGCCUGGUGGACUACUCGACUAGAGUGCAGACUUGACCUUAAUACGCGUGUCCAUUCCUUUUAUCUGCAGUUCCCGAAUAUGACGUAGCCACACCGCACGAAACAGAGUCAAAUGGAAGAAAGAUGUCCCCCUUCGGUCGCAGACGGCGCUCGUCUAAUACAGAUCUUUUACACUAUAAACUUCAUGCAUUUGGAUCUAAGUUUCGGCUGAAGCUAAAGCCAAACAAAAUGCUUAUGACGCCCAACUUAGUCGUCGAAAGACACCACGGAGGGGGAAGAGUUUCUGCUCACCCUGUGCCUGAAAAUAAAUUCUACUUGGGAACGGUGUCCUCGCAUCCAGACUCCCUGGUGGCCGUGAGAAGCGAUAAAGGACUGGUAAGGCUAGGAUUUUAAACUUUCUUCUUUUUGCUUUAUGGUUCUGCUUCCCCAGCACCAGCAAAUAAAUAAAUUAAAACCGCGGCAGGACAAGCUCAGUCGGUAGAGCGCCUGCCUUUAGAGCGGAAGGUCGCGGGUUCGAUCCCCGUGGCCGGACCUAUAGUCAGAGUCUCAAAAUAACUGAGAAGUAAAGGUACUACCGUUGCCCUGCAAACGAGUAGACCUUCGCGUCGCUCGGAUGACCACGUAAAGUGGCGCUCCCGUCUCAAGUAGGAGACGCAAAAAUAGCAUCCUCGAUUAGUACUUUGGUGCUAACUACAUUGAAACGCAAAUAAAGUGCGUUAUGAAUUUUCAUUUUUGAUUCUGUUCGUGUUGAACAUUUAGACACCUCUACUGGAAACGUUUUUUAAUCACAGUUAUGGGUACAACACGGUGAAUGAAAAGACAAGUCAACAAUAAAAUUAUAAUGAAAUAGGAAAAUAUACAGCAGGUUUAGUUAGAGCAAUUUAAGUUUUUACUCAAACCUCCAGUCUGUGGUAGUCAAAGUAACAGAGCCUUUGAGUUGAUCACUGCUUACUGUACAGAUAUCGGAAAGGGGAAACUGUACUCAAUAAUUCAACUUUCCAAUCGUAGAUCUAUGCUAACUCAAAAAAUCCUCCACAAUCUUGGAUCAUGACCACUUUAAAGGAAAAGUAACAUUUUCCUUUUUCAUUCCAAUAGUCCGGCAUGAUAAGGACGUCAGAGGACACUUUUUUCGUCGAGCCUCUCCCUGCACAUUUAGCAAAGCGCGUGAGGAGAAGCAUCGACAGAAUGCCUCAUCUGAUUUACAGAGCCUCGUCGUUGAAACUUGGCAACUCUAGCUGUCAAACGAGCAAUUCAUCAGGUUUGUAUUGAGUUGUCGUGUUUUAGAAGUGCGAUAUGUGAAUAGUGUUUGAAUAGGGGUUAAUGUGUACCAACCGUGUAGUUGAUUUCACACCGCUAACAGAUCAUUCUUAUUACAGACCUUAUUUUUCUUAUUAGUAUAGCUAAUAGCAUAAUUUGUAGUGAUAUUUGGCAUAAAUACCACGAGUGAUAUGUCGAAAUUGUUAUACGUAAUUUCACGAGCCCUUAGGCGAGUGAAAUUUGAGACAAUUUUGAAAUAUCACGAGUGGUAUUUAUGCCAAAUAUCACGUACAAAUUAAAAAAAUUAAGCUGAAAUACCACUGCUCUGAGCCAAUCAAAUUGCAGAAAUUUCUCAUGUAGUGGUAUAAAAGACCGUUUUCUCUGUACCAGUACGGGGAGAUUGUGUCUCUCAUGUCUCUCUCGCAACUUAAUGUUGCAGCAAACUUUGUGAGAGGAAUAUCUUGAUUCCACUUUGUACAAUGCGGGAUACCUCAGAGAGGUGGUGCAAGGCAUGAUCUUUACGACGUAUAACAGGCACUAUUAUUCAUUCAAUAUAUUUCCCCGUAUCUGAUUGGUUAAAACCACACGUAUUAUUCACCAUAACCAGCCGCUGUUAACCAAAUUUGAAAAGAAUUUUGACAUGUUGAACCGAUGACGUCAAAAUGACGUCAAAAGUGCAGCCUUGUUGCAGGUUAUUGAACUGUUGACCGAGAAAACCUGGGGACGGUGCUGAGUUAUAUGACGGAACUGUCGCGGAACGUUUUCCUCGUUUCACUGCGAAAUAUUGUCUAAAAACAUUGCAAGAACGGCAAGAAGACAACUCGCCAGACAACAUCUGUUAUUUGGAGUAUAUUUGCAGACCUUUGCAGACCUUAAUCUCCUAAACUUCGCGAUGCAGAUGCAUUAUCGAUAUGAACUUACAUCGACCGAGGCUAGCUUGCUCUUGGAAUUAUUUUGAAGGAAUAAUAAAACAAUUAUUGAAUUCAGCUUUCCUAGGAUAUGAAGAAUUCUGCAGAUCGAGGAGGGUGUUGUCCACCUCGGCCGAUAACACCCUCCUGGAUCUGCAGAAUUCUUCAUAUCCUACUCAGCCUCAUUCAAUAAUUGCUAAAUAUGUUUUGUCAAAUUGCAAAAUCGCAAUUAAUAUUGAGGCCGAAAAGUAACUCUUUUUUACUCAAGGGAGUUAAAUACAUUUUUUUAAAACUUUUUUACAUUUGUUUCUCCUUGUAGAUAACUACCGCUACAGGGGGUCAAAACAUGUGCAUGACAGAAAGCGUCGGGCCACUAGUAAUUACAAAUUUAUGGAAGCCGCCUUGAUUGUUUCUCAAGACUAUGUUGACAAGUACGGAGAAAAGGACUUUGCUACAGUACUUCUUGUCAUUGCUAACAUGGUAUGUAUGAUCUGUGGGGAUUCUCUACCUCACAUUAAAAAUAAAUGUCUCCGGGUGUUUAGCCAUAAGAGCCUCAGACUGCGAGUUUAUUACAUAAGCACAGCAAAACAUCUCGACGUCAACAGGGGUCCUUUUUGCAUGAGCAUGCGCGACCGCUGACUUGUCAAAGAGCACGCGACCAGUGACAGCGACCGUGCUGCAUAGUCAUAGGAACCAAAUUGUUCACUUUGAAAGCUUGCUUGAGAUUGAAAUGGUAGCAGGAACUUAGGAAAGACCUUCGUUGUACAAAAUAAGUAAAGAUCUGUUGAUUUAAAGUGGAGACUGAUGCGCUGAACGAGGUGAAAGAGCAAGUUUCUCAAGGAUGUCUGACACGAACAUGGCUGCUUGUUGUUGUUUGGCGCUCGACUCGUGUCUUGAUUCCUCUUUAAGAACCGCAAAGUUUGGCAUAGAAUGCAUUGCUGAUGCGUAGCUAAUAAGCAAAAUGUUCUUUAUUUAGUGUUUGUCUAUACAUCGGAUGUAAAUCAGUUUCUCGAUGCCGUAGAAGAUUUCUGUCAAUUAUUUGUUAAUAGCUGAUUUAGCCAUAUUUCGGGAGUGGAUUAAUAACGAUCAGCGGGCGACUACCACGCCGUUUUCAGUUGGAAUAGAAAGUUUUUGCCUUAAGUAUUUUAGCGAUACAAAGUUUGUUUAUAGGAAAAUUGUAGAACUUCUUCUUUUUGCGUGGACUAACAUUGUAACGCAUCUUUUACAGGAAUUUGCUUUUAGCCAGAACUUAAAUGUUCUAAUGAUUUUUAACUUUUGGUCGGCAUCACAUGUUUACUGUACUUCUUGGGAAACCUAACCGUUUGUUUCAUCAAAAUCGGUCACAAGAUUGGACUUUAACUUCGGUCCUAUUGAAUGCAGUUUUGACUGUGUCUCAUUGAUAUUCAUUUUUUUUAUUGUUCGAGACAUACAGAGUGACUACCACCAACAUCUCACCAGGUGACUAAUCUACGUCUCGUGUGCUCUUAAUUUUGUAGCUUUAAAGUGCUGGGAAAAUUGUAGAACAUAUAUUANCAGCAGUCGCGCAUGCUCAUGCAAAAAAGACCCCUGUUCUCGACGUCACAACAUACUCUCAUACGCUCAUGCAAACACGCCUCUCGGCCAAUCAGAGCACGAGUACUGUCUUAUUCAUUUUAUUAAUCAGAAUUAAACCGUACACUUCUGAACCUCUCAUAACCGUCCGUGUGGAUCCACGUCCCUUGUACCGUUAGUGACGUCAUCAUUUUUUACCGGUCAUAGGCCUAGGCCCGACGUCGAACUUUUCAUGAGACGAACUAAACUCUAAUUUGGGUCGACCUAAAUUAAGUUAAGAUCGUCUGUUAUUUUAUUUCGUCGCAUGUGAAGAUCUACGUUUGUCCCGGAGACGAUCUUCAGACGUUCUAUCCGUCUGAAGCAGUCGCACAGAACGUGUUGGACGAUCCAAACCCAUUCAGACGAACUUAACUGAGCCAUACGUCGAACGUUUCAUGAACUUAACUCACUAAGUUUGGUUCGUCUCAUGAAAAGUUUGACGUUCGGCCUAGCCAAAGACAUCUUUGACUCUUAAUUUGUGUAGAGGAGAAUAGAUCUUUCGAAACGACCGUACUCGAAUUAUUACGAUUUAGCUAAUCAGGCUAGAGAAAAACGAAAGAAACCAUCUAAAGGAGUCCGAGUAUAGCCGCCCCUCCCCUCAAGUGAAAAAAAGGGGAAAUUUUUUUUCUUAAAGGGAGGGGAAGGCUGUGCACAGGCAACAUGUAAAGUUAACCAGAAAUUUCCAAUUAAAAUCUCGUUCCACUACCCACCCGCACAAGAGAUUUCAUUUGUUGUUUUUUACCUUAGGUUGCAGGAAUGUAUCGAGAUCCUUCAAUUGGAGCAAUAAAGGUGUAUUAUGUGGUCAAAAAAAUAAUUCGUAUCAAUUCAACGAAAGACGAGGUACGUACAAUAGAGCGCUUAAACAACAACGACGGCGACGGCAACGAAAACGUCACUAAAAAGUGAAUUUGCGCCGCUUCAAACUUUAUCGCGCUUAUUCCACCUCGUCAAUUCAUAAAAUGUUGGUAAAUUUUUCUGGAGUUGAAUUCUAAAAGACUGUAUCAAAGUUUAGGAAAAGGAAAAAGAAAGUCGUUGUCUUGUGUUCACGUCCUGGACCAAACGUGAAAUUAGGCACUUUCACGUUGUAGUCGUGCUGCAAUAGCCUGCAAAAACAUCCGUCUCUCCUCUCUCUUCGCCUCUGGGGACGUUUCGCGCGUUCCUCCGCGCGAAACGACCCCAGCGGCGAAGAGAAACGGAGAAACGGAUGUUUUCGCAGGCUAUGUUGCAACGGCAAAGAAAUUUUCAAAAAAGAGUGAUACACGUGCAAAGUUGUUGUUUAGUGUCAAUCAAUCUAAACCUAUUGCUUUUUUGCCGUUCUCGUUGCCGUCGCUGUUGUCGUUGCUUAAACUCCCUAAUAAUAAAGAGAUUAAGAUUCGUGUUUACGCCAAACGGCAAACGUGAAUUUGUACCACGUGACCAAGUUUCCCCCUUAAUUGUCGAUUACAGUUUAGUACUUUUACACAGAAAUAAGUAGUUUCACACCAGUUUUAUCCAUAAGAAUUGUACUGGACACUUUUUAUCAGCAUAUUUUCUAUUCUGAGAAAUUCUCAACUUGAAUCCGACGUUUGCCGUUUGCCGUAAACGUGACUCUUAAUCUAUCUAAUACUUUAAGGGUACUGUGUCACGGCUGGCUAGCCUUCAUUUUGUUUAUGACGUCAAUUACGCAUUCUUAUUCGCCAUGGAGUUUGGUCUUUUGAGUGACAAAAUCACAGCUUCAGUUCAUAGAAAUAUAUGUUUCCCAACAAUUAUUUCAAACGUUACAUACAAAAAUGAACUUUGACACUUGUUAGGCUAACAAGUUACUGCGCUUUUCACAGACAUGCGAAUUCUUAAGUUCAAAAGCUAACUGAGGAUUGCGUUUUUCGCUGCCGUCAAUCAUCUCAAGGGACCUCUUAGAAAACAAAACUAUACUUUAACGGAUUCAAAAGGUCAUGGUUUGUGAUUUGUGAUUGGUGGACUUCAAUCCGUUUUGUGUGUUUCUGUGUUUCAAGGUUCGUUGCUUGUGAUCAUAAUUAUGAUUGACGGCUGCGAAAAACGCAAUUGUGAAGGCGGCUUUUGAACUUCAGAGUUCGCAUUUUUAUGAAAAGCGCAGUAUGAACCACAAUUACAAAUGGCGUUUCAAUGUUCUUCAAAUUUGUCUAUCCCUGCCUCCUUUUGUAUUUGGCGUGUUAUUCAUACCCUCCUGUGACGGUUUGAGAGGUGUUAGUAAAUUUCGUGACACAGCUCUUAUAAUAGGCUGAUUUAGCCACAGAACGGGAACGUCAUUUUACAACAGGAAAGCACGAAGAAAUGACCAAAUGCGGCUGACAACCAAUAUGGUUUCAGGAAAAAUCGUUCUCCUUGCCUUGCGCCGACAAAAUUUCUGCUGCCUCUGACAGGAGAGAACAUGCUAUUGGAGUAUUUCUAGAUCUCUAGAAAGACUUUGAUAGGUCAGCCACGACAUUCUUUUCAACAAACUUAAACACUAUGGAGUUUGGGGGCCUACCUCUAGAAUGGGUCAAAAGUUACUUCUCCAGUGGGUCACAACUUGUCGAAUUCAAUAACUACAGGUUUCUGGGUGUUUUUUUAGAUGACAAUGUAGCCUGGAAAUCUCAUUUAUCUUUCGUUGCCACUAAAAUGUCUAAAACGUAUAGGCAUCAUUCAUAAAUCUAGGUUAUUUUCUCUCUCUACUCACUCUCUUCGUACCAUAUAUAAUAGACUUUCUAAAAGUUGUUCGCUUGGUUUUCUGGUCUGGUGUGGUAGGACCCGGCUUCGCGCUCGCUCGCUCGCGCUACGCGCUCAAAAGCUCGACUUGUGAGCAAGUCUACAUAUAUAAUUCAAUGAUCCUUCCAUAUAUAUAUUAUUGCAAUCUAGCUUGGGGAUGUGCCUACAAAUCUACUCUUAACUGAAACGAUAGUUAUAUCACAGAAGCGCGCUCUGAGAAUAGUAAGCAAGUCUAGGUUCGAUGCCCAAACUGACUAAGUUUAAUAGAUGGCGCAAUGUUAAAUGUAAAUACUCACAACGCAGUUUCUUUUUGCACUAAUUACUCUUCUUUGGUCGCAGCUCAAAUUCAAGGACGGUGACGGCGAUAUAACCAUGCUAAAAAAAUUGUUGAGUUGGUCUUCAACUUAUAUGAACUUACCAAACGGAGACUCGGAACAUUUUGAUGUGUUUAGCUAUAUCACAGAGUAAGUAUAUUCGUCAUUCAUACAUACAUACAUACAUAUACUUUAUUUAUGCUCGAAAUUUACAGAGUAGCUGAUCUGAUCUGGAGAAACAUUAAUGGGGGCACUGCGUAUCACCUAGUGCGUAUAACAUUGUGACUUCAAAGGUGGCGGUGAUUCAUUUCGACUUCAUUUCGCGCAGAAACCAGUGGUAGCGUCGCGAAAUUUUGGUGUUUUCUAAGGCCAGUGGAAAGAAAACGAGGCUCACCGCGCGCGUGACAAAGGUCUAUGGUAUCAUGCUUAAUGUCACUGAACAAUGUUGCAAUUCUCCAGCUUCUAGUAAGGAGGCGUUCCUGCCAUCUGGGAUAUUAUCAUGUGUAUUCUUAGGACAUGAAAGCGAUGCACCGGGCCUCACUCCUCUGGCCAAAUUGCGUAUCGCAUUAAACAGAGCACGCCCAAUACGGGUUUCCGCCAACAUCAAUCAUUGACUUAAUAAUUAUUAUGUGAAGGAACAUGAAGCUUGAAAAACUUUUCUGAUUGUGCUUUUUCAAUGUUAUUUUUGCAGCAAAAUGAAAGGAGGUAAGUACAACUUUUUGAAAGUACUCGUUUCGUUAUUAGGGAGUUUAAGAUUUAACUAAGGCGACGGCGGCGAGAACGUCAAAAACAGCAAUAGAUUUCAAGCCGAGCAACAAACGCCAUUCGUAUUCAUUUUAUGGAGGACGGUAAUCACUCCACGAGAAAUUUUACUUUCUCGUUUUGAGCUUGGAAAAAGUCCUUAAGUCAAACCCGCAGUCCUUUAUAGUCAUGCCACUAUAUACUGACUGUCUGGGUAAAAUGUAGAACAUUUCUUAAUUUUUAAAUGGAAUUUCGAGUGUUUAAUCUAUCUGCCCCAGGGGAGGGUAUUCCGGAUUUCAAGUGAUGGGGAUGAUGGAAUGAGGGCAAAACUUAAAGGCAAACUAAUCCGUGGACCAAAAAUUAACCCCGAAAAAAUCCGAUGCCUAAUUUUCGAGCCUUAAAAAUUUCCAGAAGGCAUUAAAGGAUACAAAACGAAAAAGGAAAAAUAAGAUAUGAAUUUUUGAGUAAGUUUAUCCAUCUUACCAUCUUAAAUUAUCUUUUCCGCAUCUGGUAGAUGCCGAAAAUCUUCAAAUUGUUUUGAAUGGCCAAAAAAUCCCUCCUUAAAUCAAGCUACCAAACAAAAUACUCGCCAAAUUGUCAAAAUGCAGUAUUUUGCCACACACGAACACUCGAAGGCCGUAACUGCUGCCCGUAGAACAUGAUCCCGGUCGGGGGGGGGAGGGGGGCGGGGGGGAGUACUCUCUUAUAUGACCUAUACGGGUAAGUGCCGCUGGACAGGGUAUGGUUUUUGACGUCUCUGUCCUAAUCAUAGUAUAUAAUUUCGUGUGAGUCUGUCAGCAGGGUAUGGCCUGCACGAUUUAUAUGAUUUCCUAUAUUUUUUUUUCUUUGUACUCCAAGUAUACAAAAGCAAUGACUAUAACGUGAAUUUGCUCUAGCGUGCAUUUUGUCCUUUGUUCUAAACAGGGUAAUAAAAUUGAGAGUGUUGUCUUGAUCACAGUAUGUAUUGAAGGAAUUUUUUGUACUUAACAGGGUCAGGGUUUCAACCCCUCAGCGGCUCACCUGUACCACCAACGAUUGGUGAUGGUCGAGUACCCCUCGCGGGAACGUGGUCCUACGACCAAGAGAUAUAUUUACCUCACCCCACAGAUAGAAAUCUAUACGGUAUCUUCGAGGAAGUUAUUUGGGCGACGGGUUAGGGUGGAUUUGGAAAACUUUGCUUACAACUAAAAAAUUUUUACCUCCCCCAUGGUAUCACAGAUAAUUCUAAGUCAGAAAUAACGAUACUUCACUUAACCUAGUGCGUAGCCCCACCCCCAAACGUGCGUAGUGCAAUCAUUGUUGUACAAUCAUUCGUGUUUUGUUUUAUUUGUAUUUGUAUUAGGUCGCGCCAUAGCAAACCGCAUGUGUGCUCCCAGGCUACCCAAUGGCAACAUAAACAGUGACGUGGGUCUCCAGACAGCUCUUUAUAUCGCGCACGAGACAGGCCAUAAGUAAGGUUACAUAAAAAUUUGGUAAACAUGUAACAGUAUGAUACUACAUGAGAAUGAUAUAUUUUUACAUAUUUCAAUAGUUCAGUAGCCUGUGUACAGCCGCCCCCUCCCCUCUCCUCCAAUAAAAUUGGAAAGGAGGGGAGCGGUUGUACACCCCAGGCUAUGGUUCAGUUGUAGCAGCAAGUGCGAGAGGCGCUGACUCAUGACUUAAACCUCAUUGGUAGGGUCUACGCGUUAAUACCAUCUGUUUUCAGAUAUUUUUUCAAUAGGUCACUAUUCCCGCACUACCCCCCCCCCCCCAAAAAAAAGGGUUAAAGUUCUGACUUUUUGGUUGGAUAAAGUACGUUUUUUUCUGUAUUUGCAGCGCUUUUCUUGGUCAUGAUGUAACACCUGAAUGCCCAAAUGGUAGGUACAUUAUGUCUGCGACACUUCCCUCUGGGAUCUAUGCUGCCACAUGGUCCAACUGCUCAAGCCGAGUACUUCAAAAUUUUUUGGGGUAA